AUGGAAGCAACCAUCAAAGUGGUACUGCUAGGAGAUUCAUCAGUGGGGAAAACCAGUAUAGUGACUAGGCUCAAAUCAGGUAAGUUUCUAGCAAAACAUGCGGCUACGAUAGGUGCGGCGUUCAUCACCAAGACAAUCGAGGUUCCUUCUAACGACUCCUCUACGGAGAAACGUAUCCAUAUGGAGAUAUGGGACACGGCGGGUCAGGAACGGUAUAAAUCACUGGUGCCAAUGUAUUAUCGAGAUGCGAAUAUUGCUUUGAUUGUAUUCGAAUUGGGAGACGUAUCCAGUCUGCAAUGUGCAAAGACAUGGUUUCAAGAUUUACAGGACCGUGCUCAGGGAACGCAGGUAAUUAUCGUGGGCAAUAAGUACGAUUUAGUCUGCGAAGAGCAUUCAGGGGAAGUGACUAUACCGGCGGAGUUACAGGGUCUGCCGUAUGUGGCCGUAAGUGCAAAGACAGGGUACAAUUUCGAUACAUUGAAUAAAAUAAUAAUCAGUUUGGUUCCCGAAAGUCAAUUCAAGACAUUGUCAAAGAACAAUGAACAGGGAAAUAUACUGGAAAUAAAUAAAAAAAAAAGCGGCAGUGGCUGUAUAUGUUAA
Messenger RNA from Saccharomyces cerevisiae S288C, 600 nucleotides. It is a transcript of the gene YPT10, whose product is annotated as Rab family GTPase YPT10. Bases 1 to 600 code for a protein of 199 amino acids. The record is from RefSeq and is marked reviewed. Lineage: Eukaryota; Fungi; Ascomycota; Saccharomycetes; Saccharomycetales; Saccharomycetaceae. Gene Ontology annotation, cellular component: vesicle; plasma membrane. The transcript has a single exon. Gene Ontology annotation, molecular function: GTPase activity; GTP binding.